Messenger RNA from Acyrthosiphon pisum (pea aphid), 606 nucleotides. RefSeq names its product zinc finger MYM-type protein 1-like. The transcript has a single exon. Lineage: Eukaryota; Metazoa; Arthropoda; Insecta; Hemiptera; Aphididae. The coding region runs from base 1 to 606 and encodes 201 amino acids. The record is from RefSeq and is a predicted model, not a curated record.
AUGUUUACUGAUCCUGAAACUAUGACUAAAUUAUCUGCUAGAUAUGGUCAUUACACUUCACCGGAUUACCAAAAUGAUUUAAUCAAAACUAUAGCUUCUAGUACCAGGAAAAAUAUUAUUAAAAAAAUGGCUUUUACUGGAGCUUAUUCCAUACUUUUUGAUGAAACAAAAAACGCAAGCAAAAAGGAGCAGUUAUCAUUUAUCAUUAGAUUUGUUGAUGGCAACUUAAAUAUCCAUGAAAAAGCUAUUGGUUGCUAUCACAUGAAGAAAUGUGAUGCCUAUACUUUAAGUCAAGAAAUUCUUAAUAUUGCUGCUAAUAAUAAGUUAGAUAUACAAAAAUGUGUAGCUCAGUGUUAUGACGGGGCAUCAGUUAUGAGUGGACUAUUUUCAGGGGUUCAAAAAAGAAUAUUAGAUAUUGUGCCACAUGCUAUCUAUAUUCACUGUCAUGCUCACCGUCUUAACCUAUGUUUGGUGCAUACAAUUCAAAAUAAUAAUAUUGUAGUUGACUUUUUUGACACAGUUCAAUCACUGUAUAAAUAUUUAAUGAAUGGGCACACACGUUAUGAGUUAUUUAUGAAAAUUCAAAGAGACAAGAAACUAAAAUAA